ACAUUUUUCACACCAGCCGUCAUGGAUUCGACACCCUGAGCUAAUAACCAUGCACAACAAAUAUCUAUGGGUGUUGUUUGCUAUAGUGUUUGGAUACAUUCUCAUAGGAGCGGCUAUAUUUCGAGGUCUCGAAGCUGAGAAGGAAACUGAAAUGAAAAACUUUUUGGAAGACGAAAUGAACAAAUUUAUGGAUGACAAUCCACUGGUAAAUGAAUCCGCUUUACAUGGAUUACUGGAGCACGCUUCAAGUCACUGUGACAUAAUGAUCAGAAUGCUGCACAAUGACAGUUCCGUGUGGGAUUACACAGGUUCCAUGUCUUUUGUCGUCACUGUCCUCACAACCAUAGGCUACGGUCAUCUCGCUCCGGCAUCCCACUUUGGUAAAAUCGUUUGUGUUUUCUACGCUCUGGUGGGUAUCCCGCUCACACUGUUGUUGUUGAAUGAGGUCUCUUCAAAGUUACACCGAGUUUCGCUAAGAAUAAGUGAAGUGAACUUCUGUCGUAGUCAUCCCCGGGCUAACGGCUUCGUCGGCUGCGCCCUGAUCUUGUCCCUGGGGGUCUUUAUCAUGCUCAUCAUACCUGCAGCGGUCAUCAAGGCACUGGAGGGAUGGACUUUCGUCGAAGGAAUCUACUAUUGUUUUAUAACACUGAGUACUAUUGGAUUUGGAGAUUACAUAGCAGGUAUUCAUACACCGGGUAUGAACGGCGCCUGGUGGGCGCACAUUUACAAAGUCGGAUUGUUCGUCUGGGUGUUAUUCGGCCUGGCCUACCUUACACUGGUCAUUAAAAAUAUAAUGCACAUUUUCUCAGAGAGCAUCUAUCCUGUUGAGACUCGCAACCGACAAGCCAUCCAGGAAGAAAUCGAAAACUUGCAGAAGAUGAUAGAGGCAAGCAAAGUGCGUUUAUCGGAAUGCCUUGACGACACUUAUGAGAGUGAAAAGACGAAGUCUGAGGAGAAAGAGUCAACAUUUUCAAAGAACCUCAUCCGUCGGCUGUUUUCUAACAGAAAAGUAAACAAUGAAAGCAGGGACGAAGAGAUGUCUUCCUUUGAACGAUGCCAGAAAUCUUCAUCAAUGGUGACGAAAUGAUAAGAAGGUUCAGGGUUGAUGAAGGGUACAAUAUAUGCUGGCUCUUUUUAUAUCAAAGAAUAUUUUGGGCAAUUAGUCUGUGUGGUAGACAAUCGAAAGGCCUAUUCUUUCGCGGGGCACGGUGACAAAAUUUUUUGUUAAUGCGAUUUGUCGAAUCGAAUCAUCAAAUUCGACAAGUUGAAUGAAAAUAGAAUAUUUCACACGACGCGUCCACUUAUCCAUUUCGACAGGUUGAUACGACAAACGUGAACGCGGCUUUAAAUCAGAAAUAUUUGUCAAAAACUGAUCUGAUGCAUGUAGAGUUUGAGUACUGUCAGUGAGCUCUUUUUGGAGAUCUAAUGGAUGUUAAGGUUUGUGUACAAAUCUAGAGUGUCGAAUCGAUUUGUCUAAUUUGUCGGAAAUUUUUCAGUACAUUUUCUUGGAUCCUUAGCAAUACACCCUGAAGGUACGUUUGUCCGUAUGCUAGGGGUUUUACCUCUGCAUCAUACUUAACAAUUUUUCAGUCACGUGGAUACGCGGAGUCAUUAGGUGUGUGUACAUAUACCGUGUCUUCUUGUGGCAGGGCGCGUCCAUGCCGCCAAAGUGUGGCCGCCACUGAAGUAUUACGCCGAAGACACCAGACAUGACACCCCACCCAGUCACAUUAUACUGACACGGGGCCAACCAGUCAUUUUUCCUUGCUCUAACCCCUCCGUUCUGAGCGCCAAGCGAUGGAGCAAGAAGUUCCAUUUUUAAAGCCUAUGGUAUGACUCGACUCGGGAUCCGGCAGACACCAGAUCGUUCGAAUGAACGGCUGACCAGAAAAUUGAAGGACAGACAUACACAUUCCAUCAAUUAUAGUUAGAUUCUUGCGUGAUAAAACGAAUCAAGUUGAUCAAAGCUGACUUGAUGCUUAGGCAUUCAGCGAAAUUCAAUGGCUUACUUGGAUCUCUAGGAUUUACCCCGAUCCAUGCGCUGUUUUUUUUUUAUGUCAAUGCUCGUUAUAGUGCCAAGCUUGCGCGCAUGCUCAAUAAUUUUACAGUUACAUGCAUUCGAUUUAAGGGUGGAGACGCCUAGCUCAUGUCAGCUUUACUACCUUUAUAUAAAUUGAAACAAUUUUCAAAUAUUAGUCCACUGAAAAAUUAACCAGGAAAUUUUUUACAUGGUUAAUGUUGCCUGCUCAAUUUUAUUCUCACGUACCACGAUUCCGGUUUGCAAAUCACUGUGAUAUGUGUCAGCCAGUUUUCUCAGGUGUUCUACGGUAUAUGUAUUUAUUUAUUUAUUUAUUUGAUUGGUGUUUUACGCCGUACUCAAGAAUAUUUCACCUAUACGACGGCGGCCAUCAUUAUGGUUGGUGGAAACCGGGCAGAGCCUGGCGGAGACCCACGACCAGCGGUAUAUGUACGGUAUAUUGUUACCAAUACUGUUUUCAAUUAAACAUAUAUAUUACUGUAACAACUCCAAAAUUUUAAAACAAAAUAUAUAUCUGACAAGAACAGUGAGGAGUAAUUUCAAAACAGUAUGUUGACUCACUGAACAGCAUCGAUAAGUGUAUCGACCAACGUCGACAUUUAUUCUCUGCCUUGCAGAGAAAAACAUAUUCAGCCUCACAAAGGAAUUAAGACAUGGGCAUGUCACGGGAAGCUAUCUUCAGUCUUGACGGCAGCACUAUGACGACCAACUAUAAUAGUUGUGAAUAUCUCGAUAUUUCGUACUGAAUAGCCCUGAAAAAAUUGAGCUUUUAUGCAGAUGUCUGAAAAGCAGUGCACAUUAUUACCAUUUUAUAUUAAUAUUUUUGAAGAGGUAUGAGGCGUCUCUGAAAUAGAUUAUACGUCUGUUAUUUCUUUAAGGCGAUCAGUUGUAUAACUCGAAUUUACAAAAUACAUGUAUAUAUGUAUAUGUACAUGUAUAUAUCUUAAUUAUUUACAUGACUUACGUUUGACAAAUCAUUAUCAGGAAAGUUACAUACACAUCAUAGAAACCGCAUGACGCUUAUUAAAGGUUAAUCUUGGUUUUUGUACAAUAGAAAUGCAUUAUCUAUUUCAUGUUCAUAAAUAUUUAAACAGAUUUUGCCUCAGUGAUAGCUUGUUGUCAAAGACUUUGACUACGCAAGGGCACGUGAUAAUGUCGAAUUCAGUAAGAUCAGCGGAAACGUUUUGAUUGCUUUUCCUGAUAUUUUCCUUUGUAUUCGUGCACUGAAUUAAUAUGCAAGAGAUUUUCUGUAUGGGAUAAUUGCUAUUUACUGCACAUAUAACUGCUUUUUCGGUAGUUUUCCAAUAAAAUUCAUAAGCAAUCAUUUUGUCAUGUCUGGGUCAAUAUAAAAACUACAGCAUAGUAAAACCAGAGCAGUGCCCGCAGCGUAAUAGUUAGCAAAUGGUCAAACGUUUUACCGCUGAAAUCCGACCUCAGUCAGGAUUUUAUUCCCACUGUUCAUGUAUAUGCUUAACACUAGUAAAGUACAAGCCCUCACUCACCAGCAGGAGUAGGUUAAAAAAAGAAGCCUGACGAUUAAAUCAUUCGUAUAUAGG
Liolophura sinensis is the source of this 3594-nucleotide messenger RNA. Its product is annotated as potassium channel subfamily K member 16-like. Gene Ontology annotation, molecular function: potassium ion leak channel activity; outward rectifier potassium channel activity. NCBI's taxonomy places the organism in Eukaryota, Metazoa, Mollusca, Polyplacophora, Chitonida, Chitonidae. The record is from RefSeq and is a predicted model, not a curated record. Gene Ontology annotation, biological process: potassium ion transmembrane transport; stabilization of membrane potential. The coding region runs from base 50 to 1087 and encodes 345 amino acids. Gene Ontology annotation, cellular component: plasma membrane. The transcript is spliced from 5 exons.